Theobroma cacao (cacao) is the source of this 1164-nucleotide messenger RNA. Its product is annotated as Ribosomal protein L3 family protein. Lineage: Eukaryota; Viridiplantae; Streptophyta; Magnoliopsida; Malvales; Malvaceae. Gene Ontology annotation, cellular component: chloroplast envelope; ribosome. Gene Ontology annotation, biological process: translation. The record is from RefSeq and is a predicted model, not a curated record. Gene Ontology annotation, molecular function: structural constituent of ribosome.
UCCCACAAAGGAUAAGGCCAUAAAGCUUCCAUUUUUCUUCUGAUCUUUUUUCUCUCAAAUUUCCUUUCUUGCAAACCAAACCCAGAAAAAACCAUGUCAAUUGCUUCCUUAUCCCUUCCUUCCUUAGGCCAUUGCUGCCAAAAUUCUCCUCCUAUCUCCCUCAAAUCUUCUUUUCUCUCAAAACCCACAACAACCCAGUUUUCUUUUGCCUUCAAAACCACCCAAAAAAGGUCCUUUUUCCAUAUAGUCUCAAUGAGCAUGGAAGCAGGCGUUGGAGUAAUGGGCACAAAGCUUGGCAUGAUGAGUUACUUUGAAACUGAUGGCACAGUCGUUCCAGUGACUGUAGUCGGUUUUAGGGAAGGAAAUAUAGUGACCCAAGUUAAGACCUCGGCUACUGAUGGUUAUGAUGCUGUUCAAGUUGGGUAUAGGAGAGUUAGAGAUAAGAAGUUGGCAAAGCCUGAGUUGGGCCAUUUGGAGAAAGGUGGUGUUAUUCCCAUGAGGCAUUUGCAAGAGUUUAGGUUGCAAAGUGUGGAGGAGUUUGAGGUUGGUCAGAAGUUGGCUGUUGAAGAGAUUUUUAAGGAAGGUGAUCUUGUUGACGUCUCUGGGACUACUAUUGGGAAAGGAUUUCAAGGUGGGAUUAAGCGCCAUAAUUUUAAAAGAGGUCAAAUGACCCAUGGUUCCAAGAGUCAUAGAGCGUUAGGGUCUAUUGGUGCUGGAACAACACCUGGCCGUGUAUACAAGGGGAAGAAAAUGCCUGGCAGGAUGGGAGGAAGCAAAAGAAAGAUCCGAAAGCUCAAGAUUGUGAAACUUGACAAUGAGCUUCGAGUUGUGAUGAUCAAAGGUGCUGUCCCUGGUAAGCCAGGAAAUCUGCUACGUAUAACUCCAGCUAAGAUUGUUGGGAAGAACAUACCAAAGAACUAAUUUCAUGUAUUGUAACUUACUUGAUUUUGGUUAGUCUUGCAUCAUUAAAAAUGCUAAAUCUUGUAUAAUGUUUUUGCUUUCUGUAGUUGAAAUUUAGUAUUUCAGUUGUGCAAUCUUUUGAUGAAUUCUUUGUUGUAUGAUUUUAAGUUUAAGUUUACCAUUUUUUUGAGUUGAUUCCUGAAUUUGGGAAUGGCUUCUCAAUUUGCAAAGUUCUUAAAUUAAUCAGUCAAUUCUACUUCUCAA